CCCUGCAACAGCUUCACUUACCUGAAUGAUUCAUGGAGAGCCACCAACAAUCAAUAUCCCUCUCAAAUAAUGUGUGACUGUGAGGUCAGCUGGGACGGCUGGUACCGACUCAUUUUUGAUGGUCAGAGCGUUCAGAUGCCAGACACAUGUGUUGAUCAGGACAGCUGUGGCACUCAUGCUCCUCUGUGGCUGAAGGGAGGACAUCCAACAGUUAAGGAUGGAGUGGUCACUCGAGAUGUCUGCGGUCACUAUGACAAUAACUGCUGCGCUUUUCAGUCCAAUCCCAUUAAAGUCAAAGCCUGUCCAGGAGAUUAUUAUGUCUAUGAGUUUGUGAAACCCUCUUUCUGCUAUUUGGCUUACUGUGCAGAUGUAAGGAAACUCAACAUCACCUAUACCAUCUCAACCUCAGCUAUAGAAAUGACAUCCGUCUCUAUUACGACUGAUUAG
Messenger RNA from Rhinichthys klamathensis goyatoka, 447 nucleotides. RefSeq names its product pancreatic secretory granule membrane major glycoprotein GP2-like. Bases 70 to 447 code for a protein of 125 amino acids. The transcript has 3 exons. The record is from RefSeq and is a predicted model, not a curated record. Lineage: Eukaryota; Metazoa; Chordata; Actinopteri; Cypriniformes; Leuciscidae.